CAGAAGCGGCUUCUCGCUGCAAUCCGAUUGGCUGCUGAACUUUCGCUCCUGCUUCUUCGCUGUUAAUAUAGAUGUAUCCGUAGUUGCCGGUUUCAAACACAUACGCGCUAUAGAGAUUAUCAGUUUUGUAAACGAGUGCAUCUCUAGCCUUUUAUUCACGUGUCAAAGAAAUGGCCCAGUGCACAGAACCGUCCAGCUCCGGUGUAAACGGAAAGCAGAGGAAUGUGGCCAUCAUCACGGGCAUCACUGGACAGGAUGGCUCCUACCUGGCGGAGUUCCUGCUGGAGAAAGGCUAUGAGGUGCACGGCAUUGUCCGACGCUCCAGUUCCUUCAACACGGGACGCAUCGAGCACCUCUACAAGAAUCCGCAGACUCAUACGGAGGGAAGCUCCAAGGAAGGUGACCAACCCUACAUGAAGCUGCACUAUGGUGACCUGACAGACAGCACAUGCCUCGUGAAGAUCAUCAAUGAGAUCAAGCCCACAGAGAUCUACAACUUGGGAGCCCAAAGCCAUGUCAAGAUCUCGUUCGACCUGGCGGAGUACACAGCUGACGUCGAUGGUUUGGGCACGUUGCGGCUGCUGGAUGCCAUCAAGACAUGCGGCCUGAUAGGGAGCGUGCGAUUCUACCAGGCCUCCACCAGUGAGCUGUACGGCAAGGUGCAGGAGAUCCCACAACGUGAAACCACACCUUUUUACCCCCGCUCACCCUACGGGGCUGCGAAGCUCUAUGCCUACUGGAUCGUGAUCAACUUCAGGGAGGCAUACAAUCUGUUUGCGGUCAACGGCAUCCUCUUCAACCACGAGAGCCCGAGAAGAGGGGCCAAUUUUGUGACUCGGAAGAUUAGCCGCUCGGUGGCCAAGAUUCACCUUGGGCAGCUCGACUGCUUCAGCCUGGGCAACCUGGAUUCCAAGAGGGACUGGGGUCACGCCAAGGACUACGUUGAGGCGAUGUGGCUGAUGCUUCAGCAGGACGAGCCUGAGGACUUUGUCAUCGCCACCGGGGAGGUGCACAGUGUCCGCGAGUUUGUGGAGAAAGCCUUCAAGCAUGUGGGGAAAACCAUUGUGUGGGAGGGAAAAGAUGAGAAGGAGGUGGGUCGUUGCCAGGAGACCGGGAAAAUUCACGUGAGGGUGGAUCAGAAGUACUACCGGCCUACUGAAGUGGACUACCUGCAAGGUGACAGCAGUAAGGCACUGAAGAAGCUGGGCUGGAAGCCGCGAGUGGCAUUUGAGGAACUGGUGAAGGAGAUGGUGGAUGCAGACAUCCAGUUAAUGAAAACCAACCCAAAUGCCUGACUUUUCACCUCUACUGAAGGAUGUCCAGUAGCUACAGUUACCUGAUGAAAUCAUUUUCACCUCUAUAUUUUCAUAGAUCAAUGUGUUUAGAAGCUGUCUCUUUCAAGAGGAUUUGUGGGCUGUAUGGGAUAAAAUUAUGCCUUGUUUUUUUCUUUCAUUCCAUUUUUUCAUAGCUUUUCUAUAACAGCAGCUUGGGUGUGGGACUCCUACAGUGUAUUGUAUAUUAUACAUAGGUAUAUAUUAAUUGUUUACUUUAUAUCGGGGUCAAUCAUAAAUGAAGGUCAUGGGAUCCUUUCUUUUUCAUUUCUUUUCAUUUUUUACUCCACGGAAAUUGUUUAAAUUUAACUUGUGUUCCUGUUACCAAAGUAAGACUUUACGUUUUAUGUUUCACUGGAAGUAUGUGUAUUUUUUUUUUUUUUUUUUUUAAAUUUCUUGCACAUGGAAUAUUUUGAUUUGACUUUUUCUACGUUAAAAUGUGGGGUUUUCAAAA
This is a messenger RNA of Scleropages formosus (Asian bonytongue), 1785 nucleotides long. RefSeq names its product GDP-mannose 4,6-dehydratase (gene gmds). The transcript is spliced from 12 exons. Gene Ontology annotation, biological process: 'de novo' GDP-L-fucose biosynthetic process. Gene Ontology annotation, molecular function: GDP-mannose 4,6-dehydratase activity. Bases 171 to 1295 code for a protein of 374 amino acids. Lineage: Eukaryota; Metazoa; Chordata; Actinopteri; Osteoglossiformes; Osteoglossidae. The record is from RefSeq and is a predicted model, not a curated record.